Penicillium pulvis is the source of this 999-nucleotide messenger RNA. RefSeq names its product NAD(P)-dependent alcohol dehydrogenase. NCBI's taxonomy places the organism in Eukaryota, Fungi, Ascomycota, Eurotiomycetes, Eurotiales, Aspergillaceae. Gene Ontology annotation, molecular function: alcohol dehydrogenase (NADP+) activity; zinc ion binding. The transcript is spliced from 3 exons. Gene Ontology annotation, biological process: alcohol metabolic process. The record is from RefSeq and is a predicted model, not a curated record. The coding region runs from base 1 to 999 and encodes 332 amino acids.
AUGAGCAUUACAUACGAUGUUUUCCGCGGUUCAUCCGAGGGUAAAAUCAUUGCUGAUAAGACCACUGCUACUCUCGAUUUGAAUGAGGUCUUUAUCGAAACCACACACUCCGGACUAUGCGGAACCGAUGAGCAUUACUUGAAGGCCGAUAUGGUCCUAGGUCAUGAGGGCGUUGGUAUUGUGAAAGCUAUUGGUCCCAAGGUCUCCUCCGUCAAGGUCGGAGACCGUGUUGGAUUUGGAUACACUCACAAAGUUUGCACAGAGUGUGAUAACUGCGUGUCAGGCUGGGAUCAGUACUGCAGAAAUCAGAAACAAUAUGGGUUCCACGACCAGUCUAACGGAACUUUCAGCUACGGUGCUAUCUGGGAUGCUACUUGUGUUUACCCCAUCCCCGAAGGCUAUGAUUCUGUGCACGCUGCACCCCUCAUGUGUGCUGGUGCUACAGUCUGGACUGUCUUGACUGAGUACAAUGUUCGCUCUACUGAUCGUGUUGCUGUGAUGGGUGUCGGUGGCUUGGGUCACUUAGCCAUUAAGAUUGCUAGUGAGAUGGGAUGCCACGUUGUCGUACUAUCAAGCUCCGAGGCCAAGCGGCAAGAAGCGAUGGACUACGGUGCCUCUGAAUAUCAUGUCUUCCGGUCUGGUGGACAGCCACCCGUGGACUUCAAGCCUGUCGACCACCUCCUUCUCUGCGGCAGUGGUAGCGUUGAUUACAUUUCGCUUAUUCCUUUGAUGAACACACAUGGUAGCAUCUAUCCAUUGACAGUCGCUUUCGAGCCUUCUGCAGUACCCCUACUGGAUAUGGUCUGGAAGGGUGUCCGGAUUCAGGGUUCACUGGUCGCCUCCCGCCGCUCAAUCCGUACUCUGCUGGAGUUCGCCGCCAGAAAGAAGAUUUAUCCUACUACCAUGACCUUCCCAUUGAACAAGGAAGGCAUUGAAGAGGCCAUGCAGACCCUCAGAGAGGGUAAGAUGAGAUACCGAGGUGUGCUGAUCAAGCAAUAA